This is a messenger RNA of Stylonychia lemnae, 5898 nucleotides long. NCBI's taxonomy places the organism in Eukaryota, Ciliophora, Spirotrichea, Sporadotrichida, Oxytrichidae. The record is from the annotation of a GenBank genome assembly.
AUGAUAAUUGCUUUGGCCUUUUCAGCUGUCAUGUUGUUUUUACUCAUGCCAUCUUAAGCAUCUCUGGCUUGCAAUACCGCACAAUUUUUAAAUACUGCUACUAACACCUGCGAAGAUUGCGGUGAUACCUGCGAUGAAUGCCUCGAUUUGAUAACUUGUGUAAAUUGCAAAAAUCCCCAAUUAUAAUUACUAAAAUCUGGGAGUUGCUAGUUCUGUCCAGACAAUUUCUAACUAAAUGAGUUAAACGAGUGUGAAGCUUCAAGAAUGUUUGUUGAUCCAUCCUCCAAUAAAUAUUUAGAACUUGGAACCCGAUCUUAUCCAUUUAAAUCUAUGAUCUCAGCAUUGGUUGAAUUAUUCAACUAUCUCCAAGCUGAUAAGAAAUCAUAUGAAAUAUUGAUAAAAGAGGAUCUUAUGCAGUAAUUUUCACUUAUUACUGACCCAACUUAUAACAUUAAUGCAAAGAUUUAGCAAGGUUUGAUUACACCAGCCGAAUUGAAUUUGAUUUCAUUAAAAUCUGAAUUAGUUAUCAUUAGAAGCUCAGUUUUCUUUGCUAACCUUCUCAUCGAGAAUCAAAUUACUGAGAGCAAUGAGGAGAAUAGAUUUCUAUUCCUAUACGACAUUUAAAAUCGAACGAUAUAAUUCGAGGUUUGUUAUUCCACCAUAUUUAAAUUUAUUUAGAAAAUUGUAUUCAAUCUUUAUGGUAAAAUUAUGCGCUCUGCAAAUCCACUUAACAUGAGGAUCUUGAAUUCAACUAUAAUCACAGAUUAUAUGACAGAGGGAAUCAUACUGUUGUCAGAUUGUAGCUAAAGAACAAGUAAUUCUUAUGAAGGAGAGAUACUAAUAUCUGGAUUAAGAGUAAUUGGCUAAAGAUAUCUAGUUAUCUAGCAACCAUAGAUCUAUAUAUAGACUCUUUAUAAUGUCACUAUUGAUAAUUCUGAAUUCAGAUCAUUCUCUACUACCAAUGAUGCUAGCAAGUAGUAGCUUUUCAUUGAAUCUACUAAUUUAUGCCCAUUUAGUACUGAUAACAAAAUAAAGAAAACAUAGGUCACCAAUAGUUACAUAACAUCUGAUGCUAUUAAUGGAAAAGAAUUAAAUAUUCGUAAUAUAACUAAUAACAAUGUAUCACUUGGUCCAAUUUAAGCCUCUCAUAUCUAAAUCACAGGAUCAACAACAUUGAAUUUGAUAGAUGUAAAGUUUUUUAACUGCGAUACUUAGUCCAGAAUAGUAUUAGCAACAGGAUUGUUUACAUAUACAAAUAUAGAUAGACUAGUAUUGAUAAAUAAUACAUAUCUUAGCACUUCUACUAAUUAUAUAACAAAUUUAAGAAGUCAAAGCCUUUCAAUAAUCAAUACUACUUUUAAUGGAUUUAAAUAUGCUGAUUAGUCAAAAUUUGGAGCAUACAUAGUCAGAUAUGACGAAUAUACUUUGACAAGCUCAGGUGAAAAUUCUACAUUUGACAACGUAACAGUCAGUAAUAAUGAAGUUAACUUUUUCUUUUUUGGAGGAUUUAAGAAUUCUUCACUUCCUAACAAAAACAUUUAUUUCUAAAUCAGACUUAAUAGAAUAUUCUUCAAUUAGAACAUGUAUGAAAAAGAAGCUAAUCUAAUUAUGAUAGAUUAAUUCGUAGAUGAAAGCAAUGCUUAGAUUGUAAUAAAUAACUCUUACUUUUCCAACAACUCUUUUGGAGCUGGUGGAAAUUUAUUGCUUGCCCACUAAAACUAAAGACUUCCUUUAAUUAUCUAGAACACAAUAGUCACAUUUAACUAUCAAGCGCAAUUUCAUUUUAAAGCUGGAGAUAUCAUGAUGACAAAUUUGCCUUUAUCAGUUAUAGUAAAGAAUUGCACAUUUUCAAAGAACUAUUAGAUGAUAGAUAAUUUAUCAAUGUCAAGAGGAACAAUUAUCUUAGCAGAUUAUCAAUAUGUGGGAGUUUAUGUGCAAGAUAGUUCAUUCAUUAGAAAUUUUGCAGCAGAUGGAGCAGUAUUUUUUGUUCAUUACAAUAGCUACAUUAUCAUUAAAAACUCUACUAUUCAAAGCAAUCAUGCAGUUUAAUGCAGCCUUGGGAUAAUAGAAAAUUCUGGUUACUUCUAUAUUUAAGACAGUCUUAUUUAAGAUAAUCAUGCCCUUAAAAAUUCAAUAAUCUCAAUCCUAGAUUCUAUUGAUAUCUAGUCAGAAUUUGAUAAUUGCUAAUUCCACAAUAACGGAGCGUAUGAAAUUGAAAUGCUGGCCAGUUUCUUGAUAAAUAAUUGGUUAUAAAAUGUGACUGACUAAAAAAUAUUAUCUUAGAUUUAAUUGAGUGAUCGAAAGCUUUUGGUUAAGGAUAAAAUUUAAUACUCAAUGACUAUCAGCAAAGGAUCUCUUAAAAUUUCAAAUUCAUUUAUAUAAAGAGCCAGAAACUAUAUCAUUUCAUAUGUAUCUGAAGUUAGUAUUUACAAUACUUCGAUAGCAAAUUUAACUAUAAAUGAUUAAGAUGGAUCCUUCAUCACUGUAACAUAAUCAUAGGUACUCUUACAAAAUACAUCAUUCUUCAACAUUUCCUACUUAAAUACUAGAAUAGGACACAAACAGUACAUUUUGGAGUCGUAUUUAAACAGUUAGAUUUAAAUAUUCGACACUCAAUUGGUUGCAUCUAGAAUUUAGCUACUUUCCUCUGUAAAUACCGACAUAGUAAUCAGAAAUUUAAGCAUUAUAAAUGCCAGUUAUUUUUUUACAAAUGAUAGAAUAAUGAGAAUCGAUUCAUCAAGUCUGAUUCUCAAUGAUUCAAAUUUUAACACAAUGCAAAGUGUAGCACCCACACUUAUUUACUUAUUCAGAUGUAAAAAGAUCCAGAUAAACAAUUCAACUUUCAUUAAUUUCAAUAAGACUCUUUUCUAAAUUCAGCUGAGCUAAAUUAACAUAACUGGAUCAUCGCUAAUUGCGAAUAAUAGAACAUAUGACUUAGAUACUAAUUAUUAAAACAUGAUAAGGUUUAGACUACAAGAUAACAAAAUUAUUAACAUUAUUGAAAGCACAUUGAGGAUUAAAAACUCUACUUUUAUUAGAGGAAUGUCAAAGGAAUAGGGUGGUGCACUAUUAAUUAAAAAUACUAAUUUGAACGUCAGAUUAUCGAAUUUUAUUGAGAAUUACGCAAAAGAAGGUGGAGCUAUGGCCUUAAUAUGCUCUCCAUAUUCUAACUAUUUUGAUUCUAAUUAUGCUGCUACUAAGGGAGGAGGAAUAUACUACAACAAGCAUAGACCUUAAAUAUAUAAAAAGAAUGUUUUCACUGGAGAUAAUUAUGCACCAUAUGGUUCAUAAAUGGCAGGUUAUCCUUAUAGUGUUAUAAUUUAAAGUUAUGAUAAAAUUGAUAUAGCAAGUGGCUAAAUCUAUUAAGGAAUAAUCUAGAUUGGAAUUAUUGAUGCUGAUGGUCAAAUAAUCACCAAUGAUAAUAGCUCUGCAACUGAUUAAAAAGCCAAAAUAUCUGGAGAAUAUCAGAUUUAAGUAGAAAAUGGGAUCGGCAUCUUUUAGACUGGAAUGCUUUAAUUCUACUCAAUCCCAGGAAGCAAGAAUGUAUCAUUUAAGAUACAAUCCUCAAGUAUUGAUACCAAUUAUAUAAAGAAAAUUUUCUUAAAUGCUUCAAACGAUCAAACUAAAUCAAUAAAUCUUGAAUAUAUUUACUUUGAUUUCAGAGAAUGCCAAAGCGGAGAAAUUAACUUUAAUGAAUAUUCUCAGUGCAAUGAAUGCCUUGAUAAUGCUGAGUGUCCUGGAGGAGAUAUUAUAAAUGUCUUACCAGGAUUCUGGAGGUCAUCAAAUAUUUCCACAAAUAUUUUACCUUGUAUUUAUGAUAAAGCUUGUGUAGGCAAUUAACUAGAUUCAACUUCAAAUAAUGCCUAGAUUUGCAAGUAUGGUUACGAGGGAAAUUUAUGUAAUCACUGUUCAAAUGUUGAUGGCAUUUAAUUCAUGAAGAUAAAUAAAUAUGAAUGCGGUCUUUGCCCCUCUAAAAUUAACAAUUUAAUUUACAUUUCUGGAAUCUUUUUACUGUUAGUUAUAGCACUUGCAUUCUUACUUUGGAUCAAUUUAAGAACUUAGAAAGAGAGUGAGACUAGUAUUGUGAUCAGAAUAUUACUUAAUUAUAUACAGGUCUUGACUUCUGCGGCUGCAUUUAACUUGAACUGGCCCUAUUAUUUACAAGCAUUUUUUGGUAUAUAUUCUGAAGUUGGAUAAAUUGCUGAAAACAUAAUUUCUUUUGAUUGCUUCUUGCAAGAUACAGGAUUUACAAAGCCAGAUUCAUCUACAUUUUACUUCAAAACCUUAGUAAUAGUGAUAUUGCCCAUAAUCAUGAAUUUCAUUUUCUGGAUUUUCUUUUUUAUUACCAAAUUAUUUAAACACUAAAGCUUUGCAAAUUUUAAGAGAUAAGUGACUGUAGCUACAAUUGUCAUUAUUUAUUCAUUGCAUCCUACUAUAACAAGAAUGUCUACUAGUUUAUUUUUUUGUAUGGAGUUAGAUAAGGGAGAGUAUUGGCUUCAAUAAGAUCUUUAGGUUCGAUGCUGGACAAAAGAGCAUGUGAGUUGGAGUCUUGGAAUAGGAUUUUCUUCAGUUAUAGUAUGGACCUUAGGUGUUCCUAUAGUUGGAUUCGUAUAUCUAUACAGAAAUUAGAACAGUCUGCAUAAACUAACAUUUUUUGGUAGAUACAGAAUGAUGUAUUAAGGAUUAAAGUCUAAAUAUUUUUACUGGGAAUUUCUUAACAUUCUGAGAAAGACGUUUCUAGUUUGCGUCAAUGUAUUUCUAAAUCUUUACUCAAACAUAUUCAAAGCAUUAUUAAGUUUGAUAGUUCUAACAGGAUUCUUGAGGUUAUAAGGAUAGCUUUAGCCCUAUAAAAAUCCAGUGUUUAACAUCUUGGAGGAAAGAGAGAUUCUAACAUCAAUAGUGACAUUUUUCGGUGCUUUAUUCUUUGUUAGCAGCGAGAUAUCAGACAUUAUAUAACUUGUAGUAUUUAUUGCUAUUUUACUGAGAAGCAUUAUUAUUGAAAAAUUAGUGAGAAAAAGACUUGAAAAAAAAUAUCCAAUUACUAAUAUGAAUAUUUCAGUUGUUAAUCUAGAUCAAUAUAAUGAGGAAAGAAGUUCAAAGAGAAGCUUUGCAAAUAACUCACAAACUAAGGAAAUGACUUUCUUUAAAAGCGAUAAAAAUUAAGAAUAGAUGAAUUAAUAAGUAAAAAUCAUUGAAAAUAACAGUAAUAACAAUAAUAUCAAUAGAAGAACAUAAGUAAUAAAAUCUUCUAAAAAUUUAAUACCAAAAGUAACAAGAGUAAGAAAAAUUAAAGAUACUUAAAAAGAGAAAAUUGAAGUAGCUUAUAAGAUAAUUGAGCCAAAUAAUACCAAAUUUACAUAAAAUAAUGCUCAUGAUAUUUCAAAUCUCGUAAGUUCUAAUAGAGCGACUCAGAUAACUUAAGUAUAUUCUUCUAUGGAUAUGACAAAAACCAGGCAGGAUAAUACAUUUGCAGAAGAUUUAAAUCCCAUCACUACCUUUGCUGAUUACAAUCAGAAUCUUAUUUCAAAUCAAUUUGAGAAUAAAGAAGAAUGGAAAAUAAAGGAUAAAAAUCAUAAGACUUUUAUUAAAGACUUCUAGAAUCAUAAGAACUUAAAAAAUAUAAAAUUAAGAAAUCAGUAAUCAAACUAAGAAGAUGACAGAAAGCUAAAUAAUUUCUUUUUUUCUCCAGUCUAAUCUGGCCAAAUAGAAGGAACUCUAAAAUCAUUUGUCAGGAAAGUUAAGUAAUAUAAAGAAAGUAAAAAAAUUAAGAAGAACAACAUAAAAGCUUAAAAGAAAUAAAUGAGCCAAAUUAAUCGAGAUAUAGAUAUAUAAUUUGAAGUAGAAAAAGGAUAAAUAGAUGCUGCGUAAACAAAAGUUCAAUAUUUGAGACCACUUUGA